Paramecium sonneborni is the source of this 1755-nucleotide messenger RNA. NCBI's taxonomy places the organism in Eukaryota, Ciliophora, Oligohymenophorea, Peniculida, Parameciidae. The record is from the annotation of a GenBank genome assembly.
AUGGGAGUUUGUACUUCUUCAUCUUAGUCAAAUAAUUAGAGAUAAAAGAAAAAGUAAGUAGAAGGCAAAAUAAAUCAAUAAAUUUCUUUUGUUAAUGAUUAAAAGAAUGAUACAACCUAAUUCUAAGAGUAAACUUUGAAAUAAAACAAUAUUAGUUUACAAAGGAAACUCUCUCCGAAUUAAAUUACAUCUCAAGUGUAAUUAAGUUAGACUAAAAACGAUACAAUGAUCAUUAGAAGACCUUCUCAUGGUACAACAAUGACAACUAGGACUAUGAUCGUUCAGCCGUCUUAGUUAUAAGAAUAAUAAAAAACGGGAUCACAAUUAAACCUUCCUUAUUAAAGAAAUAGUGUAAGACAAAAUACUAAAACUCCUUAAGUAUCUGUUUCUAAAAGCUAUUCAAUUGUAUCUAGUAAAAAUCUAGGUAUUCGAACUAUAUAAUAUAAUAGAUAAUUAAGGCAAAACGGUCAUGUAACAUAAUGAAACAGGAUAAUUAGUUUAAGUUGAAAUACUUAAAUUUGAUAAUAGAAAUCAUUAAUAUAUUGAUAAGAUGGGUGAAAUAAAAUUAGUAAGAUAAUUAAUAACUUAGGAUAAUAUGCAUAUUGUAAGAAUUAUUGACACUCUUGUAGAUGAUAAUAAAAAAACUUAUUAAGUGAUGUAUGAAUGUUGUCCUGGAGGAUCUUUAUCAAAAUUUAUAGAAUUUCGUAAAUUUAAUCAUUAACAAAUUGGAAUUAUAUUAUAUUAAAUGGUAGAUGCAUUAGCUUAUAUUCAUUCAUUAGGAUUAAGUCAUGAUGAAUUGACUAUUGAUAGUUUUUCAGUUUUUGAUGAUUCUUCUACACCUUAUAUUAAAUUAACUGAUAUUAGAAGUAUCUAUUAAUUGAUGUAUCCAAAAGAGGCUCAUUUUUAUUAAGAUCCACUUACCAUAACUAAAUCAAAUCUAAAACACAAAGCUACAUAUCAUAAUAAUAAAUAGAAUCUGAUCGAAACCAAAACUAGAAAUAAAUAUAAUGAUGUUUGGGCUUUAGCUAUCAUUGUUCUAUAUUUAAGAAAUCAAGAAUUACCUUAUAAAAUAUCAGAAAUUGAUUAGUUUGACCCUCAAAAUUAUUUAAAUGAUCAUCCUUCAGAAAUGAACUCACUUCUAUUAGAAAUGCUACAGAUUAAUCGUUACAAUAGAAUUACCUUAUAAAAAUGUUUAGAACAUCCUUAUCUCAUUAAGAUGAAAUAAGUCUAACCUUAAGAUUUCUUGAAACCUUUAAAAAAUAUGAUAAAGUGUAAAAAUAUGACUUAUUUUCAUAAAUGUGUAUUUUAAUAUCUUCUUCACAACUAUGCUAAUGAUCAUUUAAAAGUUUUGACUAAGUUAUUUUUAACAGCCGAUACUAAUAAAGAUGGGACAUUGAGUUUAGAUGAACUUAAAGAAUUAUUUUCAAUUGAAGGAAAAGAUCUUAUUGAUGAACUUAAUCUUGAAAAAGAUCUUACCUUACAAGAGUUCUUACUUUUAGCUUCCAAUAAAGAAAUUAUAUUAACUUAAGAAAUCUUAGAAUCAAGUUUCAAACUUCUUUCUAGGUUAUCAAACAUAAUAACUCCAAAAUCACUGUAAAAAGUGUUAAACAAUUGUAAUGAAUAAUAAAUACGAUAAGAUUUUAAGACUUUCAACCUUAAUGAGAUUGUAAAUAUAUCAAUUAUAAUAUUUAGUUAUCUUUAAAAGAAUAUAGAGAGUUUUUAAAUAAUUAUGAGACUCCAAUCCCUAUAGCAUGA